UUGGCAUUUGGUAAAUGGCAAUAUGGCCGUAGCUUUCGAGUUUCGCUGGUAGUGCGCGGUGCUCAAAUCAAUUUCAGUAAAGAACGGACUAUUUCCGACGGCCCUAAAGUUUCAUUUUUAAUUUUUUAGUGUUAUUUCUUUCUGUUUACCUUCUUUUUACCAAAGUUCUGUAGGGAAAUUUUGGAUUUUACAUUUCCGUCGUCACCAGAAUUCACGCGACGACAAAAUGGCGUCGCUUGACAAGAUUUUAUUCCAAAUUAAAUUUUUAAUUUUUGUCACUUUAUUAUAAAAUAUUUCCAAAAAAUGUAUCAAAAAGUGUUUCAAGGUUUUUUUGUUAAAUGAUUUGCCUACAAUUCAUCAAUUUUUAUCUACCAAUACUCGAGAUAUAGUGUAUUCCUUGAAAUUUCUUCAAAAUGCUCAUGAAGGGCUCUAUGGGUGGAUCUGGAAGUGAUUCUAUGAGUGAGAAAGGAGGAAAGAGUGAUUCCAGUGGAUCAGGUUCGGGAAGUGAAAGUGAGAGUGGCUCAAGUUCUUCUGGUUCAGCAUCGCCAGGCCGAUCAGGAUCUGACAAGUCUUCAAACGCUGACCAAUCUCAUAACAGUGAUGACACAAAAUCAUCACUAAAACACAGUAAUGCUAAUUCUUCUAAAUCUGAUCAUCACACCGACAAGGACUCUUCAGACGAUUCUAUCACAAAGCGUAAAUCUAGAAAUAACCAUGGUAAAGUUAAAUCAGACCUUUGGGAGGACAAUCCUGACAUGUUUGGUAUUAGGCGAUCAGCUCGAUCAAGAAAAGUUCCAGAUAGACUUAAACUUGCUGAUAGUGACUCUAGUGAAAAAGGAAGAAGUCAAAAUAGAAAAAGUAGAAGAAAGAGUGAUUCCUGGAAUUCAGAUACCUCAGAUAGUGAUAGUGACCUAAAGGGCUCACCACCUCCACCGUCUAAACGACCAGGCCAAAGAACUGUACUUUUAAGAAAAAAGAAACCAACAAGAAGAAGAAGAUUUACCAGUGAUGAAGAGGAAAGCUCAGAAGCAUCUGACGAAGAAACUAGGAGAACUGCAACCCGACGUACAGGGGCUGCAGUUAGUUACAAGGAAGCAAGCGAUGAACAAACUGACUCCUCAGACCUCUUGGACAAUGAGGGCGGUGAAGAGGGGGAGGGGGAAGCGGAACCGGAGCCCGAGGAUCAUAGUGAGACUAUUGAAAGGGUUCUGGGACAAAGACGAGGAAAGAAAGGAGUCACGGGCAAUGUGACUACAGUUUACUAUGUCGAAGAGCAUGGGGAUCCAAAUGAAGGUUGUGAUCCCGAAGACGAGGAAUCGACUGAACAACAGUACCUGAUUAAAUGGAAAGGCUGGUCCCAUAUCCACAACACUUGGGAGUCUGAGAAGACACUUAACGAACAAAAGGUUAAGGGCAUGAAAAAGUUAGAAAACUAUAUAAAAAAAGAGGCAGAUUUGUCUUGGUGGAGACAGCAAGCGUGUCCCGAGGAUAUUGAUUAUUUUGAAUGCCAAGCUGAAUUACAACAAGAACUAGUCAAGACAUACAAUAGUGUGGAAAGGAUAUUUGCGGAACAAACAAGGGAAUUAGAAGGAGGGGGAACUGCUCACGAAUAUUUCUGCAAGUGGGAAUCCUUGCCAUACGCGGACGCGACGUGGGAAGAUUCGCCCCUGAUUGAAAAGAGAUGGCCUCGAGAAGUGGAAAACUUCAAAUACAGGGAAGCGGCAAAGACUACGCCGUCGAGACACUGUCCCGUUUUAAAACGGCGUCCCAAGUUCCACCAAGUUAAAGAGCAACCUGAAUACAUGGGCAAAGAUCAGACUUUUGAACUGCGAGAUUAUCAAAUGGAUGGUUUGAAUUGGUUAAUACAUUCCUGGUGUAAAGACAAUUCCGUUAUUUUGGCUGAUGAAAUGGGUUUGGGCAAAACAAUACAGACAAUAUGUUUUUUAUACUACCUGUUCAAAAGUCAGCAGUUGUAUGGACCGUUCCUUUGUGUUGUGCCGCUGAGUACGAUGACGGCAUGGCAGAGGGAGUUCGCACAGUGGGCUCCAGAUAUCAAUGUCGUUACGUACAUUGGUGACGUCAGCAGUAGACACAUUAUUAGACAAUUUGAGUGGAGUUUUGCUAGUUCAAAGAGGUUGAAGUUCAACGCAAUAUUAACAACCUAUGAGAUUUUACUGAAAGAUAGACAGUUUCUGAGGUCUUUCAGCUGGGCUUGCUUGUUGGUUGAUGAAGCUCAUAGGCUGAAGAAUGAUGACUCACUGUUGUACAAGGCGCUAAAGGAAUUUGAUACAAAUCACAGAUUACUUGUUACUGGCACACCUUUACAGAAUUCUUUGAAAGAAUUAUGGGCGCUGUUGCACUUCAUAAUGCCUUACAAAUUUGAGUCAUGGGAAGAAUUUGAAAAGGAUCAUGAAGAUGCAGCAACAAAGGGAUACGAAAAGUUACACAAACAACUAGAACCUUUCAUCUUGAGGAGGCAGAAGAAAGAUGUAGAGAAAUCACUGCCAGCAAAAGUGGAACAAAUAUUAAGGGUGGAAAUGACAACAAUACAAAAGCAAUAUUACAAAUGGAUUCUCACAAAAAACUACAGUGCAUUGCGAAAAGGUGUAAAAGGUUCAAUAAACACAUUUAUAAAUAUUGUUAUAGAGCUAAAGAAAUGUUGCAAUCACGCCCUUCUUACUAAACCGGAGGAAUUUGAGACCAGAGCUUCACUUGCCACCACAGAUGCUGUUGAGAAACUUCUGAGAGGCUCUGGAAAACUGCUAUUAUUAGAUAAACUAUUAUGCAGGUUGAAGGAAACCGGGCACCGUGUGCUUAUAUUUUCUCAAAUGGUCAGAAUGCUGGAUAUAUUGGCCGAAUACUUACAAAGGCGGCAUUUUUCAUUCCAACGUCUCGAUGGGAGCAUAAAAGGCGAACUCAGAAAGCAGGCUCUUGACCAUUUCAAUGCUGAGGGUUCCCAGGAUUUCUGCUUCUUACUGUCGACUCGAGCUGGUGGUCUGGGUAUCAACUUGGCUACAGCUGAUACUGUCAUCAUAUUCGACUCUGAUUGGAACCCGCAAAACGAUCUGCAAGCUCAAGCUCGUGCUCAUCGUAUCGGACAGAAAAACCAGGUCAAUAUUUAUCGAUUGGUAACCGCCAGGUCGGUGGAGGAAGAUAUUGUUGAGAGGGCCAAGAGGAAAAUGGUCCUUGACCACCUUGUGAUACAAAGAAUGGACACAACUGGUCGCACUGUACUCAACAAACGCGAUGGCGGCGGGACCAACGCUAACAAUCCGUUUAAUAAGGAAGACUUGAAUGCCAUAUUGAAGUUUGGCGCUGAAGAAUUGUUUAAAGAUGAUGAUGACAAUGAAGAGGAACCAGUUUGUGAUAUAGAUGAAAUUUUACAAAGAGCAGAAACAAGAGACGAAGGGCCAUCAAUGGUGGGCGAUGAACUACUUUCUGCAUUCAAAGUUGCCAGUUUUGCAUUUGAUGAGGAUAAGGCUGUCAUGGAAGUCAAGAAAGAUGGUGCAGAAGAAGCAGGAAAAGAUUGGGAUGACAUUAUUCCAGAAAAUGUCAGAAAGAAUAUAGAGGAACAGGAGAAAAAUAAAGAAAUUGAGGACUUGUACUUACCGCCGAGGAGAAAAAAUUUGCAGCAGAACAAUACUGAGGGUGGUCGUAAGAGGCGAGGUCGCAGUACCGGUGAAGGCACCGAGGGUGGGGAGGGCGCGGAGGGGGAUGCUGAGAGUGAUGGUUCGGACCCUGAAGCGAGCGGCGAUGAUGACAGACCCCGUAAGCGCGGACGACCCCCUGCGUCACAUAGGGAGAAAAUCAAAGGCUUCACUGAUCAAGAGAUUAGGAGAUUUGUUAAGAGCUAUAAGAAAUUCUCAGCACCAUUGAAACAUCUCGACAGCAUAGCAUGUGAUGCAGAGCUUCAAGAGAAGCCAUUGGCGGAACUAAAGAAGUUAGGAGAAAUACUCCAAGAAAGAUGCAAAGCUGUGUUAAAUGACACAAGUGAAACUCCAACUGAGCAGAGUGACGGCCGCAAGAAUGCAAGAAAAACUUUCAAGCUUGGCGGCGUGCCGGUUAACGCUAAAACAAUGGCAGCCUGCCAGGACGAACUCGCGCCGCUGGACGAUUUCUUACCACAAACUAAAGAAGAAAGACUGAAAUGGCAGUUGGACUUCAGGACGAGACCUGCAAACUUUGAUACAGAAUGGGGAGUAGAGGAUGAUUCGAAACUCUUAGCUGGCAUUUACCAAUAUGGUAUGGGGUCAUGGGAAGCGAUCAAAAUGGAUUCGUCAUUUGGUAUAGGUGAUAAAAUUCUCACGAAUGAAGUUAAAAAACCACAAGCGAAACAUUUACAGUCGAGAGCAGAUUAUUUGUUGAAGUUGAUUAAAAAACUUCUUGAUCAGAAAAACGGAAAACAAAAACAGAAAAAACCAAGGAUGAAGAAGGGAGCCAAAGAACCUAUUACUAAGGACAUUAUAGAAGAUGAUUUAAGUUCUGGUGCUGAAAGCAAAAAAGGAAACAAGGUUGCCAAAAAUGAUAAAGGAGACAAGGGUAAAUCUAAACUGGAGGAUGUGUUAACACAUGACGAAACAUCUAAUGACAGAAAAGAAAAAGACAAAAAGCGCUUAAAAAAGGAAGGCAAAGAUCGGACUAAAAACAAUGAUAAAGUUCGAGGUCGUAAAAAGCCAGCGGGUCCCAUGCACUUCACGGCAAAUAAUGAACCUAGAGCUUUAGAAUUACUUGGCGAUCUAGACCCAUCAGUUUUUGAUGAGUGCAAGGAGAAAAUGAGGCCAGUGAAGAAAGCUUUACGUGCUCUUGAUAAUCCUGAUCAAACUUUGACAGAGUCUGAACAGGUUUCGCGGACCAGAGCUUGCCUCACUCAAAUAGGAAGCCAAAUAGACAUUUGUCUAGCUGAGUAUCCAGAUCCUGAGAAAAAAGUUGAAUGGAGAAGUAAUCUUUGGUAUUUUGUGUCCAAAUUUACGAAUUUUGAUGCAAAACAAUUGUAUAGGUUAUAUAGGUAUGGUCUAAAGAAAACUGAUACUAAAAAAAUUGGAAAGCAUAAAGAAAAUAAGGCCAAUGUAAAAAAUAAUAUAAAUAAUUCAAAUAACCAUGUUAAAUCAUUUAAAAAGGGAGCUAAAAGUGACGAUGGGGACAGGAAAGAAAAAAGGCCGAAGGGCGACAAAGUGAAAAGUGAUAAAACUAACGAUAAGACUCCACAUGCGUCAGGCACGAAAAGAAAACUAGAGGAAGGGGAAUGUGACCCUGAACCGACUGAAAAUAAACGCCACGAGAGACAUAAACACAAGCACAAGGAUCGCAGAGAUAGAGAUGGAAGCUUGAAGCGGGACGAUUUGAUCUACAGAGAGCGGAGCCGGUCGGAGCGCGACAGAGAGCGGGAUCGCGACAGGGACCGGGACCGGGAUCGGGAACGCGAUCGGGACCGGGAUCGAGACCGAGACCGAGAGCGGGACCGCGAUCGCGACCGAGAUAGGGACCGGGAGCGAUCGCGAACGCGCCGAGACAGCGGCGGUGUGAACCCACGGGUGCGGCCGCCCUACGUGCAGCACGCGCACCCUGACCACGCAGUGCAUCCGGCGCAUCCCGCGCACCCUGCGCACCCAGCUUGGACCCCGCCGGCCUACCCCGGGCCCAGACAGUACCGCGGUGGUGAACGAACCCCGCGUACCCAUGAUAAAAGAAGGUUUGGCUACGGAGCGAUGGCAGGCCCAUAUGCCAGUGGGUAUUUCGAAGGAGCAGUCAUCCCCGGCAGCAUGGGCUUCCCGCCAGUGCGGCCCUACCCGGACGACUGGCGCGGGUACGCGCAGCCCGAGUACGCGUACGACGAGCGGGACUACGAGCGCGAGGUCUACCGGAGGGACUACGACCGGCGCGCCCCUCCUACCUAGCUGACUCACAGUCGCACUGUGAGCCGUGAACAAUAAAUUGUCUGUAAAUAUAGUUUUAAUUUAUGCUAAAUAUGUAAAUAGCCAUAGAGAUCUCUUUCCGUGAACACUGUAUUAGACUUUAAAAACUGUAAAGUGUAAGUGACAAAUAGUGCUGUGGAUUUUAUCUAUGUGAUAAGCGAAGUGCGUCAUCCUUUUCGACUUUGGACACGAUUACUGUAAUGACUAUGUAAGUGAGACUGUAUAGUGAAUUUAUUUAUUACCGUGUCUGUUCGAAUCUUUGUUAAUUGUACAGAUAUUAGAUGAAUAAAAUAUUUUUUUUUAUAGUUCCAAUUUUGUUGCCAAUAUUACCCGGAUUUAAUUAAUGAUGUGAUCUGCUGAUAAUUUUUGAUUUAAUAUUUAUUCAGUGCUUCGAUUUUAGGUACAUGAUGAAUUUGAAAGAGACAGCCAAGGUGAUAUUUGUAGUCCUUAGUCGAUGUACAAAAUUAAGCAAAUGUUAGUAGAUUUGCAUAGUAAAAUAAAUCAUGUGCAAUCCAGAACAUUGUGUAUAGCUUGAAGGCACAUAAACUUUGUCAUUGCAUUUUAGCAGUGGAAAGGGAAGAGCUUUAUUUGUAUUUCCUUUCUCGUACAUGCAUUUCAGAGUCCUCGUGGGACUCGGUACAGUCCUAUUUUUAUACAUACUUAUGUAAAGCCUUAUUCUCUGUUACAUGAUGCAAAUGAGUGUAAUAAGAGUGGAAGCGUCUUGAUGGUGUAUACCACGAUAAUAAACAUUAUUAAAGUUGA
Molecule: messenger RNA, 6674 nt
Organism: Bicyclus anynana (squinting bush brown)
Lineage: Eukaryota; Metazoa; Arthropoda; Insecta; Lepidoptera; Nymphalidae
Gene: Chd1
Product: chromodomain-helicase-DNA-binding protein 1
Exons: 23
Coding region: 414-5894 (1826 amino acids)
Biological process (GO): regulation of transcription by RNA polymerase II; nucleosome organization
Cellular component (GO): chromatin; nucleus
Molecular function (GO): ATP binding; DNA binding; ATP-dependent chromatin remodeler activity
Source: RefSeq, a predicted model, not a curated record